CUACAGCUAUAUCCCAAUCUGGGGAUUCAGUCUUUCUUAUGAGACACUAAGUCAUAGAGCAGCAUCCCCCCACCCCAGAAGCCAGCCAUCAUUGGGUCCUGCCCUUCUAGGUUUGGGGUUCUCAGGGCUUCAGUCUCUGAGGCUUCUCAUGGCCAUGGGGGCCCCUCGUUCCACCUGACCAGACCGACAGCCUAGGCAAAUGAGGGCUCUGGGAAUCUUGUCUGUCUCUGCCUCCCCUCCCCUCCCCUCCCCCGGAGAGAGAAGCUAGGAUUGGGCAGCUCUGUCUCUCUGUGGUGAGAUCUGCCUUUCUUCCAAGGACCUCCACAAGCUGCAACAGGUGCCAGUACUCAGCCCCCAGGGAGCCAGACUGCAGCAGGCAGAGGGGAAAAGAGAAAAGGAAUAGAGGAGGGGAGAGAAGAGGAAAGGGCAGAAGAGAGGGGGGAGAAAAGGAGGGGAGAAGAGCGGAGCUGGCGCUUGGCACAGCUGGCAGCCCUGCAGCCUCUGCAUCCAGCCCACCCACCCGCCCAAAGGCUCGACACCCACUGUUUUCCUUGUGCACUGAGGAGUGGCGAAAAGUCAUCUCGGAAGGAUUCUUGGCAACUGGCUGGCUGGCCUCUGGCUGCCGACAUCUCUGCAGUAAUUCAUUACCCUGAAGUGCGUGUCUCUCUGCUCAAAGAGCCCUCCCCCUUCCCCAGACUCACUUUAUAGACUUGGCAUUUGCCUGAAGCCUAUCACUGCUUGGAUCGCCUGGGCAUUGCAGCCCUUUGAGGGAGAUCAGCAGCAAACCCACUUUAGCGUCCAGGAGACUGAGGCCAGGAGAGGGACAACAGCUGGCACAAGGAUCCCAGACGAGACCCCGCCCCCCACCAGCACCGCCCCUUCUAGGGCUGAAGAAGAGGAGGGCGCCCCUCCUUGCUGCUUUCUCCUCCCUUUCUCGGGAGCUGGGCUCCAAAUCCAGGGAGGCUGCAGCGGGGGUAGCAGCAGCAGCAGCAGCAGCAGCAGCAGCAGCAGCGGCGGCGGCGGUGGUGGUGGUGGUGGAGUGUCAAGGCUGAGGGACCUCGACUCUGACUGCCCUCCAGAGAGCAGGCAUGUCGACCCUCUUGGAUAUCAAGAGCAGUGUGCUGAGGCAGGUCCAGAGAAGCCAGUCUUUUCGAAGGAGGGCCGAUGAGGCAGUAGCAUCUGGAGCAGCAGCAGGACCCAGCUCCUCCCUGCCAGAAGGUGGGCCUGACACUGGAGUGGCCAGGGAGGAAGGCGAUGAUGGAGACUUCUUUUCGAAGAUGAAAUUGAUUCUGAAGAAGAAGGAAAGUAGACAGCGUUUGGGGCGGCUAGAGGGUGUCUUACACAGCAGUGCCCCUCCUCCUAGGGAGCCCCUGGGCCUUGGCCAUGCUGCCGAAAGCCUGAUGCCAACCAAGAAGGAGAUGGAAAUGCUCUUUGAGGAAGCCCUGUACACUGUAUGCUACAGAUCAGGAGUGGCAUCCCCAGACCAUGUGGUCAAUGAAGAUGAACUCUUUGACUAUCUUCAGAAGGUCUUUGGUAUGAGCUCUUCUGAACUGGAGGCAGCCCUGCAUCGAGUGAAGGAGGCCAAGCCUCCGUCCUACUCUCUGAAAGUCACCGUCGUGCGGGCCAAGAACCUCCUGGCCAAGGAUGCCAAUGGUUUCAGUGAUCCCUACUGCAUGCUGGGCAUCCUGAUCGGCCAGAGUCCUCGAGAGCUGGGAGAAAAGAAGGAGCGGAAAUUCAGCUUUCGAAAGCGAAAAGAGAAAGGAGAGAAGCGGAAUAGCGCCAGAGAGGUGCUCCCGGCCAAGUACAUCCAGGUCACCGAGGUCAAGAACAGCACCCUGAACCCCGUCUGGAACGAGCACUUCCUGUUUGAAAUAGAUGAUGCGACCAAUGACCAGCUGCACCUGGACAUAUGGGACCACGACGAUGAUGUCUCUGUGGCGGAAGCCUGCAAAAAACUGAACGAAGUGAUUGGCUUCAAGGGAAUGGGCAGGUAUUUCAAACAGAUUGUCAAAUCAGCCCGGGCUAACGGGACAGCAGGAGCCUCAGAGGACAAUGCUGAUGACUUCUUGGGCUGCCUUAAUAUCCCCAUUCGAGAGAUCCCAGUGGCUGGCUUAGACAAAUGGUUCAAGUUGGAGCCUCGAUCAAGCUCUUCCCGUGUACAGGGAGACUGCCACCUCAUUCUCAAGCUGAUCACUACUCAGAGAGACACCAACAUGAGUCGGAGAAUGUCAGGCUUCCAGGUGCAUGGACUACUCCUCAGCCAACUGCUUAAGUUUGAGCAUGGCCAGGAGCAGCCAGAAGCCUACAGCUGGAAAGGAGAACUGAGUGGGCCUGCGGUCACUAUUCUUUGCCACCAUGGAACCCAGACAGAUCUAUCAGCUCUGCAGUUGGCCAUGAUACACUGGCAGGCCAGCAGCCAGCACCACCAGGCAUGGAGCUUGGACUAUGGCUACCUUCUGGAGCUACUUGGAACCAUCCAGGAACAGUGGGGAGAGGCAGCAGCUCAGCUACCUAGAGAACAGGAGGAGAGUUUGGCCAACAGCUUCAUCUCCUUCGUGGAGCAUGCCCUCCUGCUGCUGCGCCAGCUCCGGGAGCUCUUCCCUGUGACCAACAGCAACGCCAUCAGCCGCCUUGAGUUCCUCCUGAGGUGUCUUAGUCAGAUUCACAGUCUCCAGCCCUUCCGCAUGGUCUGCCCCUUCCAGAAUGAACUACAUGUGGACAUUGCCACAGCCCUGAAGAAAGGAACUCAAGACUGGUACGAGAGACUCCAGAGGAGCCGGAGCCCCCUGGGAAAGCCUGGGCUGGAAUGUCUCCCUGGACUUAUCAGCCUGGCAGAUGCCGUGUACGACGACUUGCAGGCCAGUCACAGCGUCUAUGGGAAGCUCUUCGUCAGCAUCGUGAAGGUUGAUUUGUUUGGUAUCACCUAUCGGCAGCUGGAGAAGAUGGUCGCUGAAGAAGUCCAGGCCCCCGUGGAGGAGCUGAGCGCUGGGCUGGAGUCGGGCAGUGCCCCCGGCCUCUUUGAGCUCUACAUCACCCUGGCAGAGAUCCAGCGGCUCAGAGUCUACCUCCCCACCAAGGACAGCCCUGCCCUAGCGCUGCCAGGUUUCCACACUCAGUUCCUUCCAGCCAUCCGCCUGUGGCUGCAAACUCUUCGCGACAAGAUGCGUCAGCGACUCCAGAGAGCCGUCGAGGUGGACAAGCUGGAGCCCGUGGACCCCACCUCCAAACACAGCAGCUCGGCCGCCGACGCUGCCCUUUGCUUCUCUCAGACCCAGGAGCUGUGGGCCCAGCUAGCCUGGCCUGAAUCGGCCGAGGCCCUGGACUUAGUGACUCAGCUCACCGAGGAUAUCUGUGAGGCGGCUCUCCACUAUCCGGAGCUGCUUCGGAAGAAGGUGGACACUCGGCCCCUGGCCCUCGGCGAAGCAGUGAGUGAGCCGCUUUGCAUCGCCCUGAACAAUGUGGAACACGUUCGAAAAGCCACCGGGCAGGUGCUUCGGAGCCUGGAGUGGCCAGAGCCAGGUGGGGGAUCUCCGGGGGGCCUCCCCAGGGCCCUGAAGAACCGGCUGCUGGCUAUGGAUGAGGACCUUCAGAGAGAGGCCCGGAACAUGAUUGCACACCUGACAGCCAAGAUGGUAGGAGACAUUAAGAAGUACGUUCAGCAUAUCAGCCUGUCGCCAGACUCGAUCCAGAAUGAAGAGGCUAUAGCCCCUCUCAUGAAAUAUCUGGAUGACAAGUUGAUUCUUCUCAGCGAUUCUCUGGUGAAGGAAAAUCUGUGCAGGGUACUGGAAGCUCUCUGGGAUCUGCUGCUUCAGGUUAUUCUUCAGGCUCUGGGGGCUAACAGAGAUGUCUCUGCUGAGUUCUACAGAAGGUUUUACUAUACACUGGAGGCCUUAGUGGAAUUUUUCCAUGCAGAAGGGCAAGGGCUGCCCCUGGAGAGCCUGAGAGAUGGACACUACAAGACCUUGGAGGAAGAAUUACGCCUGAACAAAUGCUCCACCAACGAGUGCAUUGAGCAGUAUUACCUGGACAAGCUCAAACAGGGUGGGGGGACAACUCUCUCCCAGAGAUCAAUGGAACAGAAUAAGUAUGGACGGCUGAGUGUCAGAUGCUACUAUGAGGCGGCAGAACAGCGGCUGGCUGUGGAGGUGCUUCAUGCUGCAGACUUAAUUGCCCUGGAUGCCAAUGGCCUAAGUGAUCCCUUUGUUAUUGUUGAGCUCUGUCCUCACCACGUCUUUCCACUGGCCCGAAGCCAGAGGACCCAGGUCAAGGCCAAGACCUUACACCCUGUGUAUGAUGAGCUGUUUCACUUCUCAGUCCCUGCAGAGCUGUGCCGCCAUCGGGCAGCCUGUGUAGUCUUCACUGUCAUGGACCAUGAUUGGCUGUCCACCAAUGACUUUGCUGGGGAGGCUGCCCUGGCCCUGAGCAGCAUCAGUGGGCUCAGCAGGCCUCAAGUGGGCAGUAGUGUGAGGAGCAUGCAGCCAACCACUCUUCACCUCCGCAGGCCCAAAGCCAAUGUGAAGUCAGCCCUGAGGAUGCUGGAGGGAAGGAUGGACAGAGAAGCACAGGAGUUUGUGAAGAAACUCAAAGAGAUGGAGAAGAGCAUGGGAGAUGACUAAGCAGAGCUUCUUUCUGGGUGGUGCCAAGAUCUGCUUUUCCCUUCCUCCUUCCCACCCUCACCCCCACCCCAGCUGCAAAUAUCUACAUUAAGGUGUCCAGUUCGACUGGUCUUUUCAUCAGAAACUUCUGUUCAAUUCCUUCUGGUGUUACCUCAGUGGUCAUUGUGGAAGAAUCUUCUAGGGUCUGCGUUUGUGAUGUUUCUCCUUGUUUACUGUUGUGUGUGCCUCAGUCAGGCACAAUAGCUUUUAUCUGCUCCUAGGCCAAUGUGAGUUUGAUGCCUUUUCUAUGAGCACUCCCUGGGGCCACUGGGGCCCAAAUCUCCACCAGUGACAGCUAUUGCCCUACUUUCCCUCUGCCUGGAGACCCAAACAGUGCCACCCAAAGGACCCAUUUGAGCAACUGUUAGAGCACUUAGGGCAGGCUGAUUGAGACUUCAAGGUAAGCAGGUGGUGCAGGCUGAGAACCAAUCCUCCAAUCCUGCUUCUCCAAGCAAUCUAAUGAGCCUAAAGGUUGGCUCCCAAUGCCCAACCCAAUUACUCCCAGAUCCAUCCACAAGCGCCAUCCCAAUCCCUGAACAGAUUCUCUUCAAUGAAAUUAAAGUCUGACAGAUUUAGUAGCCAGUCUAUAUCUCAGGCCAGAAGAUGGUUAUCAAACCUCAAAUAAGCUAAUACAGCAGUAAGACUGUUGUGUGCAGUCUGGUGUAAUCUUAUCUAGGAAGCUCUCCUGGAAAUGACAGGAACACCAUCAAGUUUAAUGUCACAGAAUGUCAGAUCCAGAAGGGCCCUUAGUGAUCACUCAUUUAGUACAACCCCAUUUUACAGAUGAGGAAACAGAAGUAAUUGGAUUUGCCUUAAGUCACACAGCUAUUGAAUGAAAGAGCUGAGAUACGUAAUGGGAGGGCACCUGGUCCUCGCAAUAGCCUCUCUCAUCCCAGUGCUGAUGACAGUAAUUGUCCAUGGCAGAAGAUUGAUUUCCUAUGGAGGGCAGGCCCCCUGAGAAAGGCUCUUACAGUGUGGACAGUAGACACCCACCAUGGACAUCAUCAUGCUGAACACUUGGCACUAAUGCUGUGUUCUUCCUCUAAGAUUAUCUAGUUGUAUCUUCUGAUCCCAUGAAAAUGUACCUGGUCCAGAGAGAGCCUUUGAGCCGCAGAAGAUUGCCCCUCUGCUCUUAGCCUAUAAAGCUAGUCUGGGGCACCUACAAACUCAAGUGUAAAAUCCCUUCUUCCCAUUCACUUUGGAAGACCUCACAGUUAAGUCUGGACUGGAGAAUUCCCAUUCAAGCCUAGUCUUCCCCUGCCCCUCCAGUGGCUAACCAGCCUUCUGUCCCCAGGUAGAAACUAAAGUUCCAGGAUCCAUACCUGGUUCCUUCUGUAGGACUGUUGUGCUACAAGGAAGCAGCACCACACUGUUAUCCUGUAACAAAGCCUCCUAGAAUGGACAUAUCAUAAAAUCACUCACUAACAGUUACUCUGGGUUCUCAGCUUCAUUAUGACAGAUCCAAGGCAGAUUCCUCACCCGGCCUAAAAAUUUCCAAUAGUACAGCUGAUUAAAUCAUGGGGGAAACAUUAAAGUAGAUAAAAGUGUCCAGUGCUACACUUCCUGAGUAGGGUUGGCACCAAUCCCAAGUUCCAACAAGUGUAUUGGUCUCUGUGGAACCAGUUAAUCCCUUUCUAGGUUUGUCACCCAGGUUUGGAAAAUACAGCUGUAUUGAGCACUA
Monodelphis domestica (gray short-tailed opossum) is the source of this 6336-nucleotide messenger RNA. RefSeq names its product BAI1 associated protein 3 (gene BAIAP3). Gene Ontology annotation, cellular component: plasma membrane; trans-Golgi network membrane; recycling endosome membrane. Gene Ontology annotation, molecular function: SNARE binding. The record is from RefSeq and is a predicted model, not a curated record. Lineage: Eukaryota; Metazoa; Chordata; Mammalia; Didelphimorphia; Didelphidae. Gene Ontology annotation, biological process: positive regulation of neurotransmitter secretion; regulation of dense core granule exocytosis.